Molecule: messenger RNA, 927 nt
Organism: Rhopilema esculentum
Lineage: Eukaryota; Metazoa; Cnidaria; Scyphozoa; Rhizostomeae; Rhizostomatidae
Product: ras-related protein Rab-11B
Molecular function (GO): GTPase activity; GTP binding
Source: RefSeq, a predicted model, not a curated record
UGCGCACAAAAUACAACAAAACAAGCCAAGUCUGCAAGAAGAUGGCGUCGUCAAAACAGGAUCAAUAUGAUUAUUUGUACAAAAUCGUAUUGACCGGAGACUCAGGAGUGGGAAAGUCAUGUUUGCUUUCAAGAUUUACUAGAAACGAGUUUGAUUCAGAGUCUAAAUCGACGAUUGGGGUUGAAUUUGCUACUCGAAGCAUCCAACUUGACAAUAAAAUUGUUAAGGCCCAGGUGUGGGAUACCGCUGGUCAAGAACGGUACAGAGCAAUAACAAGUGCUUACUACAGGGGUGCUGUUGGGGCAAUGGUCACCUAUGACAUAGCUAAGUUACGUAGUUUUACCAAUAUCCAAAGAUGGUUAACAGAGCUUAGAGAACAUGCUGAUCCAAACAUUGUUGUGAUGCUGGUUGGGAAUAAAAGUGAUUUGAAACAUCUUAGAGCAGUGAAUAUCGAAGAUGCGCAAGAAUUCGCAACACAAAACGACAUGCUGUUUACGGAAACUUCAGCCCUAGAGGCAACAAAUGUUGAGGCUGCCUUCACAGAGACAAUUAAAAAGGUUCAUAAAAUUCAGUUAGAGAAGAUUCGUAACCAAGUUGGGGCUGCUGCAGAGACACCCAUUGUUGUUCAAAAUGUAGAAAAUAUGAAUAAAAGGCCCCCAGCACAAAAUAAUCCAUGUUGUAAUCAGUGAUUGUAUUUCAUUAGUUUUUUGUAUUUCCUAAUUAAUUUAUUUAUAAACUGAAUAUAGAAUAAUGAUUUGUAAUAGCAGCUAUUUGCAUAUAAACCUCUCAACAUUUAUAAAUAUGAGUAAGAACCUUUUUUACAACAGCCAUUUCAUUUUUUAAUUGUUUAAUGUUUUGUAAACCUGUACUUGGAUUUCAUUAACUGUACUAAGAUUACCCUUCUCCACUGAAAUUUUUUUAGUAUCA